Molecule: messenger RNA, 2084 nt
Organism: Carlito syrichta (Philippine tarsier)
Lineage: Eukaryota; Metazoa; Chordata; Mammalia; Primates; Tarsiidae
Gene: MATN4
Product: matrilin 4
Exons: 10
Coding region: 186-1937 (583 amino acids)
Molecular function (GO): calcium ion binding
Source: RefSeq, a predicted model, not a curated record
AAAUGCGGCCGCCGCCUGCGCUCGCUCCAGCUGCCUGGCAGUCCCCACCUAGGGCACGCUGCCCACGCCGUUACCUGGUCCAACUGCCCGCGAGGCUCCGCCCGUCGGCUCCGCUCUGCAGCUGCGUCUCUGAGCUGCCUGGCAGGCUCAGGCUCUGACACAUUGGUUCUCGGCUGCCAAGCGCCAUGAGGGGCCUUCUUUGCGGGCCACUGCCCAUGUUGCUGCUCCUUCUCCAGCCUUGGGAAACCCAGCUAGGGUUGGCAGGUCCCAGAUGCCAUACUGGGCCCCUGGAUUUGGUGUUCGUGAUUGACAGCUCCCGCAGCGUGCGCCCCUUCGAGUUUGAGACGAUGAGGCACUUCCUGGUAGGCCUUCUCCGUGGUCUGAAUGUGGGGCCCAACGCCACGCGCGUCGGCGUGAUCCAGUAUUCGAGUCAAGUGCAGAGCGUCUUCCCGCUUGGCGCCUUCUCGCGCCGCGAAGACAUGGAGCGCGCCAUCCGCGCUCUGGUGCCGCUGGCGCAGGGCACCAUGACGGGGCUGGCAAUCCAGUACGCCAUGAACGUGGCCUUCAGCGUGGCCGAGGGCGCGCGCCCGCCCGAGGAGCGUGUGCCGCGUGUCGCCGUCAUUGUGACGGACGGGCGGCCCCAGGACCGCGUGGCCGAGGUGGCGGCGCAGGCGCGCGCCCGUGGCAUUGAAAUUUACGCUGUAGGAGUGCAGCGCGCCGAUGUAGGCUCUCUGCGCGCCAUGGCGUCGCCCCCUCUGGAUGAGCACGUCUUCCUCGUAGAGUCCUUCGACCUCAUCCAGGAGUUUGGUCUGCAGUUCCAGGACCGGCUAUGUGCCAUUAACCUGUGUGCUGAAAGGACCCAUGGCUGUGAGCACCAUUGUGUCAAUUCCCUGGGCUCUUAUUUCUGUCGCUGCCGGGCUGGCUUUGUACUCCAGCAGGACCAGAGGAGCUGCAGGGCCAUUGACCACUGCGGCUUCAGGAACCAUAGCUGUCAGCAUGAGUGUGUUAGCACCCUUAGUGGGCCACGAUGCCGCUGCAGAGAGGGCCAUGACUUGCUACCUGACGGGAGGAGCUGUCAGGUCCGGGACCUUUGUAAUGGCGUGGACCAUGGCUGUGAGUUCCAGUGUGUGAGUGAGGGCUUCUCCUACCGCUGCCUGUGCCCCGAAGGGCGGCAACUUCAGCCAGAUGGCAAGAGCUGCAACCGGUGUCGGGAAGGUCACGUGGACCUCGUUCUCCUGGUCGACGGUUCCAAGAGUGUGCGCCCGCAGAACUUCGAGCUGGUGAAGCGCUUCGUGAACCAGAUCGUGGACUUCCUGGACGUGUCCCCGGAGGGCACGCGCGUGGGGCUGGUGCAGUUCUCCAGCCGCGUGCGCACCGAGUUCCCGCUGGGUCGCUACGGCACCGCGGCGGAGGUGAAGCAGGCGGUCCUGGCGGUGGAGUACAUGGAGCGCGGAACCAUGACCGGGCUGGCGCUGCGGCACAUGGUAGAGCACAGCUUCUCCGAAGUUCAGGGUGCGCGGCCCCGCGCCCUCAACGUGCCUCGCGUCGGCCUGGUCUUCACCGAUGGCCGCUCACAGGAUGACAUCUCGGUGUGGGCAGCGCGCGCCAAGGAGGAAGGCAUCGUCAUGUACGCCGUGGGCGUGGGCAAAGCGGUGGAGGAGGAACUGCGUGAGAUCGCUUCGGAGCCGGCGGAGUUGCACGUGUCCUAUUCCCCCGACUUCAGCACCAUGACGCACCUGCUGGAGAACCUCAAAGGCAGCAUCUGCCCGGAGGAGGGCAUCGGCGCCGGGACGGAGCUUCGAAGCCUGUGCGAAUGCGAAAGCCUCGUGGAGUUCCAGGGCCGCACGCUGGGGGCGCUCGAGAGCUUGACGCAGAACCUGGCCCAGCUGACCGCGCGCCUGGAGGAUCUGGAGAACCAGCUGGCCAAUCAGAAGUGAGGGCCACGGGUGGCCCAGACGCAGGCUGGGGCGCGGCCCCCCACCGCCCGACUGUGCUCCUCGCGCCCGUCGGGGCGCCCGGGCCGGGCAGAACCUGGGCGCCUCGGGCUUGGGUUGUCGGGCUGGAGGCGCUGGCGGGCUCCCAGC